Messenger RNA from Brassica napus (rape), 2808 nucleotides. RefSeq lists its product as uncharacterized. The coding region runs from base 1533 to 2672 and encodes 379 amino acids. The transcript has a single exon. Lineage: Eukaryota; Viridiplantae; Streptophyta; Magnoliopsida; Brassicales; Brassicaceae. The record is from RefSeq and is a predicted model, not a curated record.
AUAUAUUUGGUAUAAUAUUAAUAAAUGUAAUAGCCACAAUAAAUUAAAAUUAUUAAUACAUUGAAAAUUUAUUUGAAAAACAACUCUUCAAAAUUAUUUUGUAUGACCUUAAAUAUACAAAUUUUUAAAUCAUUCCUCCAUAUCUAUGAAAUUUGUCCAACAAAUACACAAUUAAAAAAUAUUAGUUAUCAAAUAUUAAACACAUGACUUUAAAAUUAACAAAUAUAUAUAUUUUUUUUAAAUAAAUAAAUUUUAAAACGCAAGUUAAAAUCUAGUAUAUACUACUACUAGGAUUAUGCCCUUGGUUUUUCAAGUUAUUUACGGAGGAAUGCCAUUACCUUUUUUUUUUGUUUUCUUUCUUUAAAAAACGCUGGCUUUAUAUAUAAUUAAUCGAAAUUCAUCUUUAAUAUAAAACAAUAACCUUACCGCAAUAUUUAAUAUACUUCCAUUUUUAAGUUUAUUCCAAGCCAAAUACACUAAAAAACUAACCAAUUAUAUAUAUAUAUAUAUAUGUAUGUAAUCGAUGUGUCAAUUGUAUAUGAGAUAUUGCAAUUAAAGAAUUGAAGAAAUCAUUCCUAAUUAAUAGUGGAUAUCUUUGACGAUUUUUUUAUUCUGUGUAUUGAAAAAUAUUUUUUUUAAUCAAUGAGUUUAAGAAUGGGUGUUCUCUAAAAUUGUUAUAUAAUUCAAUGAAUCAAGUUGUGGUUGAUGUUUUUACAAUCUCAAAUUUUAUUCUAUUAAAUAUGUAAAAUAUUUAAUAAAUUACACUAUGUUGAACAAAAAAAUUAAAUCAGUUUUUAUAAAAUUAUUUAAAAAACAUAAACAGUGCAAAGGAUCAAAAAUUAUAUUAUAAUUGUGAUCUAAUCUCAAGUCAAAAAAUAAGUUGGAACCUAACAAAAAUACAAAUAGAGCUUCGUAAUAUAUAUUUCAAAUUAUUUUCACAAACACAAACCAAUAUGACAAAAUAAGUUGCAUCUUCUAUUCACAAAUUUAAGAUAGAGGAAUAAACUAUGCAGUUAUAACAAUUUUAAUAAAAUAUUUCUCAUAUUAAUAUCAGUUAUUUAAUUAACAUAGUAUAAAGGUGGGUCAUAAUUCUUUCCACUCCCAGAAAUUUAGUACACCAUAAAAACAAAUAAAAUAAUUUUGAACUUCAAAAUAUAGAUAAAAAUGGAAUUAUAAUUUCUAUUAAAAAUAAAUUUGUCAAUCAAAAAUAAUCGAGUAAAAUAUUAAAAUACACAUGUUUUCAUAACGAACCAAAUAAAUUUAUAAUAUAAUUUGAAACUGUAAAACAUAUUGAUUAGGGUAUUUUUGGUAUUAAUAAAAUCAGGACUGUAUCAAUAAAAAAUAAAGUGAAUAUCCGACCAAAAACUUGUUGCUCAAGGCUGUAUCAAUAAAAAAUAAGGAUAGUGAAUAUGAGAGUAAAGAACCUAACCUUGGUGGGCAAGGCUAUUUCUCUGUAUUAAUGGAGAUGUUUUAGGCGGAGAAGAUGGAAGAUCAUUAGAUCUCUCUUGGCUUUUUGUUUAACAGCACUUAUCAUGUCUUUGUUUCUCAGCCGUCUCCGCCUUGAGGUGAGAAGAUCCUCCUCUGUUUCCCUUCUUCUCUCUAAGGGCUUCUCAACUUCCUUGCGGCAAACCCCUCCUUGUUCCAUCAUGGGCGCUUUUCCUCGUGAAGACGGCGGUCUAAGAAGACUCGCAGUUGCCUAUGCUCAUAAACCUUCCGUGACUCAACUGGACAAGGUGAUACCUUUGGGGUUGGGGUUGGUGUUUAACUGUUAUGAUGAUGACGACGAGGAUGAUGAAAAAACCCUAACGAUAGGGGCAUCUCAUGGGUGGGUAGCUACUCUGAAGAAAGAUGGAAUCCUGCGUCUACAAGACGAUUUUAACCCUGUGGCAUCGGAUGCAAAUCCGAAACGUAUCCCUCUGCCUCCUCUUGUGACUCUUCCUCAUUGCCAAACCAAUAUCAUCACCAACGUGUCAAUGUCAUCAUCUUCUCCAGAGGAUGAUGAGGACUGUGUCGUGGCUGUCAAGUUCUUAGGACCUCAGCUCAGCUUUUGCAAACCAGCAGCUGGUCAGAGUAGACCGGAGUGGACAAACAUUAAGAUCGAAAACCCUUGCUUCUUCUCCUCCCGUGUCAUGUAUUCCGAGAAAGACAACAUGUUUCGCAUUCCCGGAUCUGGAGGACACCUCAUCGGGUCAUGGGACCCUUGCAAUCCCAGCGAUGACCCCAAGCUGCACAAAGUAGAGUUCCAAAACCUUCCUAAGCUUCCCAUGGCCACACGUGAGCUUAUGGAUUCGUGCUUCACGAGCGAGCACUUGGUUGAGUCAAGACCCACCGGUGAGACUUUUUUGGUUAAGCAGUACAAGAAGACAGCCAAGAACAAGGAAGGUGUUGACAUAAUGAAAACAGAAUUUUUAAUGGUGUUCAAGCUAGACGAUGAAGGAAACGCUGUCUGCAUUCAACGCAUGGGAGAUCUCAACAUGUUCCUCUCAAUGUCUGAACCUUUCUGUGUCCUUGCUUCUUCCUUUCCUGGCAUGCUCUCUAGCACCGUUCACAUCUAUGAUUAUGAUGAUAUGGGAUAUGUGUAUCUGGAUGACUUCCCCUUCCACAUCUAUAGUGUAAGUGGUCCACAUCUUGUCCCUUAUCAGAUUCCACCUCAAGAUAUCAUCGAAAACUAGUUUUGUAAUGUUGUCUUUUGUUAUAUGCCUUCUCUUUGGAGAAAUUUCUGCUUUACUACUCUCAGGGGCAAUAUUACUUUUGAACUGCUAUAUCCAAAUUAUUGUUAUCUGCUCCUUUGAAAUUAUUUUGAUCUUA